AUGGGGGGGUUAUGGGGGGCCCUGCGCUCCAUCCAACGCUUCCACCAGGACGUCCGAGGGUGGGACGACAUCGGCUACAGCUUCGUGGUGGGAUCCCAUGGAUACAUCUACCAGGGCCGGGGUUGGCGUUGGGUUGGUGCCCACACCAAAGGCUACAACAGCGAAGGUUACGGCGUGGCCUACGUUGGAGACUUCUCCACGGCUUCGCCGGACCGUGGGACCAUGGCUUUGGUGAGGGACGAACUCCUGCCCUGCGCCGUGAGGACCGGGCGGCUCCACCACAACUACACCGUCCGCGGUCACCGUCAGGUGGGCCCCACCGACUGUCCCGGCACCGCCCUCUUCCAGGAGAUCGAGACCUGGAGCGGCUUCAAGGUGGUGGUCCCAGACGGGGCCGGACAGGAGAGACAUGGGGACAGGUGGACACCAGACCAUCCAGAGGGGCCAACACGGAUGGAACCACGUCCAGAAGGACCUCAGCCUUGAAGGCCACCAGCCCGGAUGGACCCUGGUCCAGAAGGUCCUCACAGCCUUGAAGGCCACCAGCCCGGAUGGACCCGGGUCCAGAAGGACCUCAGCCUUGGAGGCCACCAGCCCGGAUGGACCCGGGUCCAGAAGGACCUCAGCCUUGGAGGCCACCAGCCCGGAUGGACCCGGGUCCAGAAGGACCUCAGCCCACCCCACUGCCCCCCAACCCAUCUUGGUGGCCCCAACCCCUGAGAAGACCCCUUGCAAUAAAGU
Cuculus canorus (common cuckoo) is the source of this 741-nucleotide messenger RNA. RefSeq names its product peptidoglycan recognition protein 2 (gene PGLYRP2). Lineage: Eukaryota; Metazoa; Chordata; Aves; Cuculiformes; Cuculidae. Gene Ontology annotation, biological process: peptidoglycan catabolic process; detection of bacterium; defense response to Gram-positive bacterium. Bases 1 to 486 code for a protein of 161 amino acids. The record is from RefSeq and is a predicted model, not a curated record. Gene Ontology annotation, molecular function: peptidoglycan immune receptor activity; peptidoglycan binding; zinc ion binding. The transcript is spliced from 3 exons.